AUGAUUCCCAAGACUAUCCUGGCCGUACUUGCUGCUGGCACUUUAGUGCAGGGUGGCGUUGUAGAAAGGCGAAGAGUGGUCAAUCACGACUCCAUUGCCCCAUUCCCGGAAAGUGUUCCCAAUACCGCAACAGGGAACACCUAUAGGAAGUUCGAACCGUAUCUGCACAUUGCGCACGGCUGUCAAUCCUACCCAGCAGUGGCGAGCAAUGGUGAUGAUACUGGUAGCAGUACGGGUGGUUGCCGUGACCAAAGCAAGGGGCAAACAUACGUGCGUGGCGGCUGGCAUAAUGGCCGUUAUGGCAUCAUGUACGCCUGGUACAUGCCGAAAGAUAUGCCAAACAGUGGUGUAUCGACAGGGUCACACCGUCAUGAUUGGGAAAACGUUGUGGUUUGGGUCGAUAAUCCAGCUGUUGCUAAUCCAACUAUGCUGGGAGGCGCAGCAUCAGGGCAUGGAAAAUAUAAGAAGACAAAGAGUCCGCAAAAGGAAGGUACAAGGCCUAAGGUGGAAUACUUUACCAACUUUCCUACCAACCAUGAGCUACAGUUCACGAAUACCCUUGGACGUGACCUGCCACUUAUUGCGUGGGAGUCACUUCCGGGCGCAGCGAGAAAGGGACUCGAGGAUGCCAACUUUAAGGACGCCACUGUCCCCUUUAAGGACUCGACAUUUCAGGGCAAUCUUGCCAAGGCAGCUCUUUAG
This is a messenger RNA of Aspergillus bombycis, 702 nucleotides long. RefSeq names its product NPP1 family protein. The transcript is spliced from 2 exons. Bases 1 to 702 code for a protein of 233 amino acids. Lineage: Eukaryota; Fungi; Ascomycota; Eurotiomycetes; Eurotiales; Aspergillaceae. The record is from RefSeq and is a predicted model, not a curated record.